Molecule: messenger RNA, 579 nt
Organism: Eucalyptus grandis
Lineage: Eukaryota; Viridiplantae; Streptophyta; Magnoliopsida; Myrtales; Myrtaceae
Exons: 1
Coding region: 1-579 (192 amino acids)
Molecular function (GO): nucleic acid binding; RNA-DNA hybrid ribonuclease activity
Source: RefSeq, a predicted model, not a curated record
AUGGGAGUGACAAAGCUAAAGGUGUUCGGCGAUUCUACUUUAAUAAUCCUCCAGACGUUGGGCGAAUGGAAUACAAAAGACGCCAAGCUUGUGCCUUAUCAUGGUUACUUAGAAAAAUUGGCGGGAAAAUUCCAAGACAUCUCGUUUGAAUACCUACCUAGAAUUCAUAAUCAGUUCGCUGAUGCACUAGCAACGCUAUCAUCUAUGUUGCAAGCAACGAAAGGGUUAGAAGUAGAGCCUUUAAAAAUUGAAGUCCUGGCAAGACAGGCCUACUGCAUGGCUAUAACUGAAGAACCCGAUGGGAAACCCUGGUAUUACGAUAUCAUGAAAUACGUCCAGAAGCAAGAGUUCCCUGAACAAAGCACUCCCUCUGAUCGAAAAUACCUAAUGAAAAUGGCUUCAAAGUUUUUCGUUAGUGGUGAAAAUCUGUACAAAAGAUCGUAUGACUCAGUCCUGCUAAGAUGUGUGGAUGCAGCUGAAGCCACACGAAUAAUGCAAGAAAUACAUGAUGGAGUAUAUGGCCCUCACAUGAAUGGACGUAUGUUGGCCAAGAAGAUAAUGAGACUGGGUUAUUACUAG